ACUGGAAAUCGAAGUGACGGCUAGCUUUACCGCCGCACGAGAGGGAGAAUGGAUGCGUUAAAUAAACUCAAACAAUUUGACGCGUAUCCGAAAACUCUAGAGGACUUCAGGAUCAAAACAUGUGGAGGAGCCACGGUGACCAUCAUCAGUGGACUUAUCAUGCUGAUUCUGUUCUUCUCCGAGCUGCAGUAUUAUCUAACUAAAGAGGUGCAUCCUGAACUAUUUGUUGACACUUCCAGAGGAGACAAACUAAGGAUCAACAUUGAUGUUAUAUUUCCACAUAUGCCUUGCGCCUACCUGAGCAUUGAUGCCAUGGACGUAGCAGGGGAGCAGCAGCUGGACGUGGAGCAUAACCUUUUUAAACAGAGACUUGACAAAGACGGUCAGCCAGUCACAACAGAGGCUGAAAAACAUGAUUUAGGCAAAGAGGAGGAAGGUGUGUUUGACCCCAGCACGCUUGAUCCUGACCGCUGUGAAAGCUGCUACGGAGCUGAGACUGACGAUUUAAAGUGUUGCAACACCUGUGAUGACGUGCGGGAGGCGUAUCGGCGACGGGGCUGGGCAUUUAAGACCCCUGACACCAUUGAGCAGUGCAAAAGAGAGGGAUUCAGCCAGAAGAUGCAGGAACAGAAAAAUGAGGGAUGUCAAGUUUAUGGCUUUCUGGAGGUCAAUAAGGUGGCAGGAAAUUUCCAUUUUGCCCCUGGAAAGAGUUUCCAGCAGUCUCAUGUUCAUGUGCAUGCUGUGGAGAUUCAUGAUCUGCAAAGCUUUGGCCUAGACAAUAUCAACAUGACACAUUUCAUCAAACAUCUUUCAUUUGGCAAAGACUAUCCUGGAAUUGUCAACCCCUUAGAUGAUACUAAUGUAGCAGCACCUCAAGCCUCAAUGAUGUACCAGUAUUUUGUGAAAAUUGUGCCAACGAUAUAUGUUAAAGGAGAUGGAGAGGUUGUUAAAACGAACCAGUUUUCAGUAACGAGACAUGAGAAAAUUGCUAACGGGCUGAUUGGAGAUCAGGGUUUACCUGGUGUGUUUGUGCUGUAUGAGCUCUCUCCGAUGAUGGUCAAGUUCACAGAGAAGCAGAGGUCUUUCACCCAUUUCCUAACAGGAGUUUGUGCUAUUAUUGGAGGUGUUUUCACAGUUGCCGGACUCAUCGAUUCUUUGAUAUACCACUCCGCGAGAGCCAUCCAGAAGAAAAUUGAGCUGGGCAAAGCAUCCUAGCACAACAGAGACUCCGCCGUACGUGACUGUGUCCGGAAACCUCUGUGUAUGAAAAGGCAGAAGCCACAAUCAAAGCCCCCCAGACUGAUUACUGUUGUGGCCACAGAGCAGAAUGUAUCCGUCGACACAGCAGCACAGGAGCCGCAGCAGGACCUGUGACGCACAGACUGUAUUUUGGAGGAUCCUACGGACAUUAGCAUCAGCGCUGCGCUGACGACGCAUCAGUUGUUUACCUCUGCAAAUCAAAGCUUUUAUUUCCCCCCUGAGAUUUUUGGCCUUUGAAUUUCUUUGUUCGCUCCUUAGUUAAAAAUUUGUACCUGAUCACGAAACCAGUGUUUUCCUGCCUCGCUGAACACGGGCACAGUUUGGCAGAUGAAACCAGCAGUUUUAGCAGUUGUUUGAGUUGAGUAUUGGUCACUACAGAUGAAGCAGAACUGGAAAAAACACACAGAAGAGGUUUUAACAGGACUCUUGUUCUGUCCUCAAGCACACAAACACAGAGACUGCAGUCUGUACAGAUGUCGGAUGAUUGUUUUUUGUUUGUUUUUUUGUAAUUGCACCUUUAACUCUAAAUUCAGGGGCUGGGGUGUGUGUGUGAGAGAGAGAGCACAUGUCUGCUAGUGUGUGUGAGUGUGUUUGAUAAUGGAUGUUUGGUAUGAGUGAAGUUUUUGUCGUGUUGUUGCCAGUUGAUUUUUGUGUGGGAAAGAUGUAUUUAUAUUUUGAUUGUUUGAAAAGCCUUUUUUAAAAUGAGAAAUAAAUGUAACUGAACUUC
Danio rerio (zebrafish) is the source of this 1987-nucleotide messenger RNA. It is a transcript of the gene ergic3, whose product is annotated as ERGIC and golgi 3. Gene Ontology annotation, biological process: endoplasmic reticulum to Golgi vesicle-mediated transport. Gene Ontology annotation, cellular component: cytoplasm; Golgi membrane; endoplasmic reticulum-Golgi intermediate compartment membrane. Lineage: Eukaryota; Metazoa; Chordata; Actinopteri; Cypriniformes; Danionidae. The record is from RefSeq and is marked provisional.